This is a messenger RNA of Glycine soja, 1473 nucleotides long. RefSeq names its product protein MAIN-LIKE 1-like. The transcript is spliced from 4 exons. Gene Ontology annotation, biological process: meristem maintenance; meristem development. NCBI's taxonomy places the organism in Eukaryota, Viridiplantae, Streptophyta, Magnoliopsida, Fabales, Fabaceae. The record is from RefSeq and is a predicted model, not a curated record. Bases 1 to 1473 code for a protein of 490 amino acids.
AUGGCACCAGCUAAUGUAGAGGACAUUGGGCCAAAUAUUCCUGAUGACACAGGCGCCCAGGCUGCAGAGGAUGAGGAUGAGGGAUUUCUGGGGGGUCCGAGCGACCCAUCCGAGCGUCCUAAGUUGAAGUUAUCCUCUCACGGGAGGAAGGUCCAUAGUUUAGGCAGACCUGUCCCUACCAUUGAGGGACUAGUUGCUGGGACAGGACUAAGUCCUCUGAUCACGUGUUCGGUAGACACUGGCGAUCGGGGACUUUUGUCCUCGUUUGUCGAGCGGUGGCACCGGGAGACGUCUUGUUUCCAUCUCCCCGUGGGAGAGGUGACGAUCACGCUGGACGACUUCUUGUCGCUUCUGCAUUUGUCCGUGGUUGGUGACUUGCACGCCUUUCAGCCCUUGCACGUGGAUGAUGCGGUUCAAAUGCUGGUGGACUUAUUGAUGGUCUCUGCAGAGGCUGCCAGGGCUGAGACAGGGCAGUGUUGUGGACCGUACGUACGGCUGCAAUGGGUACGUGAUAUCUAUGAGCGCCGAUGCCAGGCAGGUCAUUGGACAGUUGCGGCUCGCGCAUAUCUUCUUCAUCUUUUGGGUUGCAUUCUGUUUGCUAACAAGAGUGCAAGCAAUGUUCAUGUUGUGUAUUUGGAGGCCCUUCGUGACCUCAGUCAGACCGGGAGGUACGCCUGGGGAGUAGCUGCACUGGUGCAUAUGUACGACCAGUUGAACGAUGCUUCUAUCAGUAGCAGCCGACAGCUUGGCGGUUACAUCACACUGCUGCAGGACUACGAUGAGGAUUCAUCGCGUGCCUGUAGGUGGAUUGCUAUGAAGAAGAUCGUGAAGAGCAUACGUACACCGGCAUACAUGGAGUGCCUGGACCGACUCCGGAUUCCGGAUGUCUGUUGGAUCCCAUAUAGGGAGCACCGACCGGUCCGGGACUUCCAUAUGAUUUCAUGCUAUUCCGAUCUCUUGCGCUGGGGGCCCGUUGCUAUGUAUUACUGGCCAGAGAGGGUCAUGCGGCAAUUUGGAUACAUCCAGACCAUUCCUGCUCCGCCUAUCGAUUCAAGGAUGUCGUAUGAUGAUAUACACAAUAGGUGGAUGCACUAUUCGGAUCAUAUGAUUCUAGCAGGUGAGGUGUGCGUUGUGUCAGGUCAGUGUGUCAACGACUACAUGGACUGGUUCUUCCGCAUCUCGCAUCCUUUCAUGACACCAGGCCAGGCAUCAGAUCCUCUGCCAGAUGGUCAUGCUCCGCAGGCUCGAGUCAUCCCUCAGGCCUCAAAGACAGAUAUCCCUCACGUGCUGGAGCCAAGAGCACCAUCGACAUCUGCGAGGCUUGCUGUGGAGGAGCCUAGACAUGCAGUGGAAGUUUGUCAUGGGAUUGCUGAGAGGUUGGAGCGCCAUCUGAGCCUAGGGGUGGUUAUGUCAGGCUCAUCGACACAUGAGGUGAUUGAAGAAUGCCUCAGGAUGACCAGAAGUGUCACAUAG